UUCGAAGCCAAAAGAAGUAACUUCUAGACUUGAAUAGACCAAGACAGACUAAUGCAACUUCUCCCAAUAAGUUAAAUUACAUGAUUUUACGAAAUCGAAUGAUAUCACUGGAGUCACGAAUACUUGGCAACGUGGAAUAUACGACUCAUCCGGCGUGUUCAGGGUGAAUGUCCAGCUCCACCGCCGAUGCGGGGCCGCCUCCAGAAGGGCGUAGAUCUGAAUGUCCUCUCCCGUUUAUGAGGAGGUAUAAGACGCCUCGAGAUGAGACAUUAUUCCAGUUUAUGAACAUACAGAGCGAAAAUCCAAUACAAGAAUAUCCCUUUCAUAACAACCCUGCAAACAUUCACAAUGGCGUCAACUGAAGCCCUCCCUCCCGUCACAUCCCCAUCUCUUAUACUUACAAACCCCACCUCCUCUGAACGAGAGCUCAUAUGGAAGGGCACUCAUCCCCAUUGGGGAGCCGCCUUGUCCAUGGAUGACUAUAUCGCCAGAGAAUACGAUAACCUGGAGGCUCCUCUGGCUCGAGAUGGCGGGGUAACAAGUUGGAUCCUCACCGAUGGAGAUAAAAAGCCUGGCGAAAGACCCCUCCUUUCAUCUUGUGAGACCUACAACAAAAGAGCCUUUGUUCGAACCAAGGAUGGAAAAGCAAGAGAUGGAACUGCUCACGGAGUGGCCAGUGUCUUCACUUUUCCUGAGUAUCGAGGAAAGGGAUAUGCCAGAAAGAUGCUGUCCUUGAUUGCGGAUGAGCUGAAGAGGAGACAGCAUAAGAAUGAAGGCGCUGCUGAUUUCUCGGUCCUUUGGUCAGAUGUCGGACCCAAGUUCUACCAGACUGUGGGCUGGGAACCUUUCAAGAGCACAUAUCUCGAGUUUCCCGUUACUGAGACUGAGCCAAUUACCGAUUCAUCCCUGAAGCCUAUCACUCUCGAUGACAUUCCAGACCUGGCAGCUCGAGAUGAGCAACUUCUUCGAGACAGGAUCUCAAAAUCCUCUCAAGUCAGCGCUGCAGUAGUUCCUGAUAUCACCACUAUCAAAUGGCAUAUUCACCGGGAGAACUUUAUGUGCAAACACAUCUUCUCCCGCAUACCAACUGUCCACGGUGCCGUAUACACUCCACCUGAUGCCCCCAACUCAAGGAUCUGGGCUCUCUGGACUUGCAGCUUCUACGGCAUGCUUGACCAACCCGAGAAGAAUGUCGUUCGUGUCAUGCGCCUAGUCAUCGAAGAUGAGAGCAUCUCAGAUGAGACACUUGUCAAAGGCACACAAGCCAUUGCAAGUUUCGUCCAGAAGGAGGCCAAGGAAUGGAAAUGUUCCAAGGUUGAAGUUUGGAACCCCGAGGAUCGUGUACGAAGGGUCACAGAAGGCAUCCAAUCCCUGGGGGCCAAAUUCAUCGUCCGAGAAAACAACAACAUUGCUAGUCUAAACUGGUUCAAUGGUUCUGAUCAGGAAGUUGACUGGAUUGCUAACGAAAGAUUUGCUUGGUGUUAAAUACUGAUACAUCCCGGCUCGAACAGCACAAAAACAAGUAGUAGCUCGAUAGAAAGCCGUAUUUAGACCAACGAGAUGUUGAUAAAUAUCAUCGCUACGAUCUAUCUUCUUUUCUAACUGUUUUGAUUCCGUGACCAGCCCCAUCCCAUUUUCAUGAUAUAAUCACAUUCACAUCAAGUCAUAAACAAUCGCACUGGUGUAUCAUAAACAUGCCAGGUCAACGCCUUCCCGCUCCCUGACUAUAAAAUUUCAUUCAACUCCUUAAUAGCUUCGUCCGAACAUGGUCCACUUGUCGGCGUUACCCUGGCACUCAGGGCUGAGGCACUUGGUCUCACCGGGGACAAUACCCUCGGGCUGCUCGAAGGGAACACAAAGACUCUUCAUGCCCAUAGUGGCAAGCUUCUGGUUCUCGGGCACAUCAGGCUGGUCCUCACGAGUGGUGAGCUCCUUGAUGCGGUCCUCACACUUGGGGGCACCGCAGAAGGGGAUGAGCACAACGUUCUUGUUGUCAAGAGCGGGAAGAACAUCCUCCCACUUGGUGAUAGUGAGGCGGUGCUCUCGGAAAGACUUCUCGGCCUUGCUGUACAUGUCGGCCUGGAUGGUCUCGAGAAGCUCGGGGAUCUUGGUAGCGACAUCGGUGAUGGCAAUUUCUCCCUUCUCACCGGUGUUACGUCGCGCAGUGCUGACAACGCCCUUGGCAGCAUCCUUGGGACCAAACUCGAUACGUAGAGGAACACCCUUGAGCUCCCAGUCGUUGAACUUCCAGGCAGGAGUGUAACCCUCUCGCCAAUCCGAGGUGACACGAACACCAGCCUUCUUAAGGUUGGCUCGGAUGUCCUCAACCUGCUCCUCGUGCUUCUGUCGCUCCUCAGGGGUAGUCUUCUUGGUGAUGCCAACAGGGACGAUGACAACCUGAGUCUUGGCAACGCGAGGAGGAAGAACCAGACCCUUAUCGUCACCGUGAAUCAUGACCAUGACACCAAUGACACGGGUUGAGAGACCCCAAGAGUUCUGCCAGACGUGGAUGUGAGAGCCCUUGUUGGCAGGGUCCUCAACAGUGAUGUCGAACAUCUUACUGAAGUUCUGGCCAAGGGCGUGAGAGGUAGCGCCCUGGAUACCACGGCCGUUGGAAGGGAUGUAGCCCUCGACAGUGGUGGUGUAAUAACCACCGGCGAACUUCUCAUUCUCGGUCUUUCGGCCUCGAACGACGGGAACAGCCAGAAGCUUCUCGUAAACACCAGCGUAAAGCUCGAGAAUCUCGAGCACCUCAGCGCCAGCAAGCUCCUCAGUCAAGUGAGCAGUGUGGCCCUCCUGCCAGAGGAACUCACGAGUUCGGAGGAAAGGAGUUGUUUGCUUAGCCUCCCAACGAACGACGGAGUUCCAUUGGUUGAGGCGGAAGGGGAGAUCUCGGUGGCUGCGAAUCCACUUGGCAUAGUAGGGGUACAUGACGGCUUCGGAGGUAGGACGGACCGCAACAGGAACCUCAAGGUCCUUGUCACCACUGGAGGAUUGUCAAUUAAAGUUCAUGAAAGCGGGAUGGUUUAUAUGGGCAUCCUUACGCCUUGGUGACCCAAGCAAGCUCAGGGGCGAAGCCCUCGACGUGAUCCUUCUCCUUCUCGAGAGAUUUGGAAGACAGGAACAUAGGGAAGUUGGUCUCGUCAACACCCAUCUCCUCGAUGUGAGCCUGGAACCAUUUUCGGAUCUCGUUCCAGAUGUGCAUGGCAAGAGGUCGGAGAACGAAGAAACCCGAAAUCUCGGUGUAGUACUCGACCAUCUCGGCCUUGAGUACCACCUCCUGGUACCAUUGGGGGAAGUUCUCGGCCUUGGACACUGUAAUUCCAAUGAUCUCGUCCGCCUUCUUUCCACCGACGACAGGAAGGUUGGUCUGCUUAGCAGCCUUGGCAGCCUUCUCAGCAGCAAGACGAGCCUGCUUCUCGGCCUUCUUCAAGGCGCUCUUGGACUGUUCGGCGGCGCCCUCCAUUUUGGUGAGAUUCGUGUGUUAGUCGAAAGGUAAUUGACAGAAAAGUAAUAGAGGAUGAU
Messenger RNA from Fusarium odoratissimum NRRL 54006, 3525 nucleotides. RefSeq lists its product as uncharacterized. NCBI's taxonomy places the organism in Eukaryota, Fungi, Ascomycota, Sordariomycetes, Hypocreales, Nectriaceae. Bases 349 to 1485 code for a protein of 378 amino acids. The record is from RefSeq and is a predicted model, not a curated record. The transcript has a single exon.